This is a messenger RNA of Telopea speciosissima, 1704 nucleotides long. Its product is annotated as tRNA dimethylallyltransferase 2. The transcript has 11 exons. Gene Ontology annotation, molecular function: tRNA dimethylallyltransferase activity. Lineage: Eukaryota; Viridiplantae; Streptophyta; Magnoliopsida; Proteales; Proteaceae. Gene Ontology annotation, biological process: tRNA modification. The record is from RefSeq and is a predicted model, not a curated record. The coding region runs from base 87 to 1586 and encodes 499 amino acids. Gene Ontology annotation, cellular component: mitochondrion.
GGCGUCUCCUCGCUGAAAAUCAUCUGAUGUAAGUUGCAACUUCGCUUGAGAGAGAGAGAGAGAGAAAGAGAAAGAGAGAGAGAGAGAUGGAAGGUGUCGAGGUGAAUUCUAAGGAAAACCCUAAUAAAGAAAUUACUGCUGCUGUUGGUGGGGUUAGUGGUGAUACUGAUAGAGAUGAAGAAAAGAAAGCCAAAUUGGUUGUAGUGAUGGGAGCAACUGGUGCAGGGAAAUCACGGCUAGCGAUUGACCUCGCUUCCUAUUUCCCCGUCGAGAUCAUUAACGCCGACUCCAUGCAGGUAUACCGAGGUUUGGAAGUUCUAACCAAUAAGGUUCCCCUUUAUGACCAGAAAGGUGUGCCGCAUCAUCUUUUGGGAACCAUCAUGCCUAAUGUCGAAUUCACAUCUAAGGAUUUCCGUGAUUCUGCAAUUCCUAUCAUCAACGAUGUAUUAACCCGCGAUCAAUUGCCAGUCAUUGUUGGGGGAACAAAUUACUAUAUCCAGGCUCUUUUAAGUCCAUUCCUAUUAGAUGAUGUGACGGAAGCUUUGGAUGAAUACUGUUUGAAUGACAUUGUUGGAGAGAAGCCACUAGAUUACAAAGUUGACUUGACUGGUGAUAAUUUAAGUAAUUUCAACCGUCUUAAAGAGCUUGAUCCAGAUUCUGCAAACAGGAUUCAUCCAAAUGACCAUAGGAAAGUGAAUCAUUACCUUAGUUUGUAUGCUCACCACAGUGUUCUCCCUAGCAAACUUUUUCAAGGAAAGGCUGCAGAGAGGUGGGGUCGAGUGGAUGAUUUCAGAUAUGAUUGCUGUUUUAUAUGUGUGGAUGCUUCUCUCCCUGUGCUGGACCAAUAUGUGGAGCAAAGAGUAGAUCAGAUGAUUGGUGCUGGUUUACUAAAGGAAGUCUAUGACAUCUACAGCCCAAAUGCAGAUUAUACUCGAGGCUUAAGGCAGGCCAUCGGUGUUCGGGAAUUUGAGGAUUUUUUAAGAGUUCACAAAAUGGAAACUUCUUAUUCUCAAACCACAGAUAAAGGUUUUGUCUCCCCUGCUGGGCCCAGCAGCACAAUACCAACAUACAGAAACUGUGACAUGCUGCUAGAGAACUUUAUGGCAGUUCUGAAUUCUUCUGAUGAUAACCCUCAAAAAUUUCUGCUGAAGGAAGCUAUUGACAGGGUGAAAAUGAACACUCGUAGGCUUGUUCGUCGCCAAAAAAGGAGGCUCAGUCGGCUGCAGGCAUUUUUUGGAUGGGACCUGCAUUAUGUUGAUGCAACCGAAGCUUUAGAUUGCAGCUCUGAUGAAUCAUGGCAUAAACAAGUAGUCCAACCAGCUGUCAACAUAAUCAAAUCUUUUUGGUCCCAGGAUAGAAGCUCAGGUCUCAAGUCAGAAACACUCAAUGGUAAUGAGAGGCAGAAAUUUGUGCCCAGGGACUUGUGGACCCAAUAUAUUUGUGAGGCCUGUGGGAAUAGAGUUCUGCGGGGAGCACAUGAGUGGGAGCAACACAAACAGGGGCGUGGACACCGAAAACGAAUUGUUCGGUUGAAGAAGUCUCAGAGUUCUUGUUUGCUAGAAGAUCAGCUGCCUGGAUCUGAAUAACCAAACAGUAUGUGCCACAUUAUACGAGUCUUUCUACAUUGGUGUGACAUAUUUGUAUGCCACGCCGUCUUAAUUUAAUCCAAGGAAAGCAACCUUAGUUUGAAGAUAUAGCAAUCAA